GUCAGAGCUACGCGCGGAGGAAAGCAGCGCUGCUAUUGGGCAAUAUUUUCGGGUCUGCCGGAGCCCUCCCAUCCGCCUCCCUCUCCCUCUCCCUCCGUAUCACCAUCCUGUCAGCCAGAGGUGCUCACACCAUCCGGGAUUAACGCUCGCAAAAAUGUGAUUUUGGACCGAAGCCCACAGCCCAAGUCAGGUGUUCGAAAGGUUUCGUGCUGCUAAUCUGGACGAUCUGCCUCUCUCUCUCUCCCUGUCUCUGUCUCUCUGUGUGUCUCUCUCUCUCUGCGGGCGGAUACGAGCCGGAGCAGCUCCUCUGUCGUCCUCUAAGGUUUCCUGUGGAGGUUGUCGGACGGGACAGCGGAGCAUCGACUUGAGGUCAUCUUUACUCUACACCACCCCCCCUCUCCUCCGUCCCAGAGAUGCUGCCCUGCCUGCGGAGAGUGCUCCGGCCCGCCCUCUCUUUGAGAGCCGGCGCCGGGUUGGCCACAGCCGGGCUCAACAGCCACCAAGCAGCCGCCGGAGCGUCCCCGGCGCGGUUCGCCCCGGAGCCGCUCUUCCCGGCGGUGGUGCAGCGGUGUAACCUGGGCACACACCCGCUGAAGGAGCCCGUGGAGCCCCUCAACUCGCCCCGGGGAGCCAAGGAGUUUAUUUAUAGCCUGCAUCCGACUGAGCGCACCUGUCUGCUGAGGGAGCUGCACAAGUUCGAGUCCAUAGCCAUAGCUCAAGGGCAGCUAGAAAUUGCACCGCCUACUGCAGCCCAGUUAAGAUAUGUUCUGCUGCACAAUGCCCUCCCGUUUGUUGGAUUUGGAUUCCUGGACAACUGCAUCAUGAUUGUUGCUGGCACACAGAUCGAGUUGUCUAUCGGUGUGAUCCUCGGCAUCUCAACUAUGGCCGCUGCUGCCCUUGGCAACCUGGUGUCUGAUCUGGCAGGGUUAGGGCUGGCAGGUUACGUGGAGGCCUUGGCGUCGCGGCUGGGGAUGCAGAUUCCCGACUUGAGUCCGAAACAGGCUGACAUGUGGCAGACCAGAGUCAGCUCCCACUCGGGUAAAGCCAUCGGCGUCGGCAUCGGCUGUAUCCUCGGCAUGUUUCCUCUACUGUUCUUCAAGGACGACGACGAGAAGAAGAAGAAGGAAGGCCAGACGGUGGCGAAGGACGACACACAACCGCCACCUGCUCCGACAGAGAGCAGCAAAAACUGAAACUGUCAACCUUGCCGGAGACAAAUACUAUUUGGAAUCCGUUCGAAUACUUUAAACUGGGGCCGGUUGGCUGGUGUCUGGUGGAUCGGAGUGUAUGGAAGUGCAUGGGGCCCGGUCAAUCUAUGAAAGGUAUUCUGAAGGGGAUUCUAGAUAUUAUUUGACUUUAGACUCUAAGCACAGGGACCUCACCUGUCUCCUGACAAGAGACGGUUGAUUCAAUGGGCUGCUGCUACUCCAGCUGUCGCACCAUAACCUCACCAUGUUUUUGACUGACUGACACGGGCUCAAACUAAUUUAUCUUAACACACUGCAGUGACCUCUCUCUCUCCUCCGCUCCGAGUCUGUUGAAAAUAUAAACCUGUGACUCUAGAUGGCAAGGAACAAAAAUUCAAAUCAGAGUAAGUUUCUUCCAUGGCGUUCUGACAUUGAAGGUUUCUUGCGGUGUGCCGAUGGCUUGACCUCAGCAGUGUCGAGAACUGUGCAUUGAAGAACUCUCUGUUUCCUGAUCAGUCUCCGAGGGUGAUGCAUCAUCUAAAGAGGAUCACCUGUGCGUAUAAAGAUGCUCCCUCCCGCAGCAAGUACUUUGUUUUGUUCAGUCUUAAAAGCAUGUCUGCCUUUUUCGAUGAUGUCAAAGUCUUAAAUCGAGCUGCCAGUCUGCCUCACACAUGCUCCGCGACGAGCAGCUAGACAAACACAGCUGGUUGUCUACACGCAAGCUGCUUCUUUAGAUUUUUUUAACGUUCAUUUGGUUGCUGAUUCACUUUAUAAGGAUACGCUCAUAUGCUUUCCGAUAAUCACCCAAGGCAGUAAUAGCACAAAAAUGUUUCCCCGUGUAUGUACUACGUAACCAGGAAGGUAAAGUUUCACAGAAUCUGUGAAAUUCCCAACAGUGGCCAACCUAAGACCUCUGGACUGUGGCUCCAGCACCACGUGAUUGAACCUCCCCAGCUCUGCAUCAACCAAGCUGCAGCCAAGACAGCACCAAGUCCUCUGUCCAGGUUAUGUUAUGGAGCCACGUAAGGAAAGCCAAGUAGAUAGUGCACUAAAUGAGACGAUAGUUACCCUGUUUCCAUUGCGUGAGUAAAAAAUGUUACUGCUUUUUAACACUAAGGCACAGCCACAUUUAAUCCUAUACCUAUAGAAAUAUAGUCUCUGCUCUACUGCCCUCCACUGGCAGAACAAAGACAAAGUUGUCACCUCAUGCUGUCACGUGCUUUUGAAUCUAGAUUAUCACCUCUGUACUUUUUCCUGUUUAGUAUUCACACCCCUCACAGUCCAGCUGCUGAGCUCCUCUGGCUGUGAUUUAACACUUUAUGAUUACUAAUUUUCAUCAGUGUUGUUAUUUUAAAAUGCAAACCGUGUCAUCAGCCAGCCGUGAAACACGAAGGCGAAAAGGAUGUGUUUCCAAGUCUUAACUAAGCUGUCGCCGAUUUUCCUAAUGAACCUUUUGAAGAGUUUUACAUCAUCAGAAGAACUGGAGACUGUUUUCGCGGCAUCAAAUCUGUUUAAAAGUGGGAAAAUGAAAGGAGUGUGUCACUGACUGGUAUUUAUUUUUGUUAUAAUACUCAGACUUGUAUUCAUGUAUGGUCUUGUUGAAUAUCCUCUUCAUCUCAAAGGACGCUGUCAAGAAUAGAAGAUGUUUGUCAGCACAAAAUGGGAUAUUUUCAACAGCGUUCGUCACCAGAGGGGACCCUUGCUCUAUGUUACAGUUCAUAACCAAACUUAUUAAGAUUCUGAAGAUUUACCCUGUAUAAGGUUGUUCUAGUUAUUUAUUAUGUGGGUGACAGUGAUCCUAAACAGUGAUAGAAUGAAGAAAAUGUACAGUAGUUAGGAUUUUUGAUCUGAAUGCUUGAUUUCCACCUUGCAUGCACUGUUAAUAAAAGAAAAACCCCUAUUGUACAUGUUAACUUUGUAAGGAUGAUAAUAAAAAAAGACAAUGAGUAUAUUAUAAAAUGUUGAAUCACGGCAGGAUGUGUCUCAGUGAAGGUGAUCAAACAUGAGAAACUCAGUCUGGAUUAAUGUGCAAAUGAUCUGGUUUUUUACUAUGAUCAGUUAAUCUACUAGUUGAUUGAAAGAGAAAGAGGGAAGAAAAGAAAUCGACUAUUAUUAUGAUAAAUUAAUUGAUUUUAAUCAAUUUUAAUUACAUUUUCAAGACUAAAUGAUUGAUUGAUCAAUGACCAAAUGAAUCAGCAGGCUCACAUCAUGAAUAUAAUCCUUAGUUGCAGCCCGACUAAAAAGUAACAAAGCACAAACUUUUAGACGGACGAUGAUGAGCACACUUCCAAAUAGGACUGUGUGUGGAGGAUUUGCAGGCAGAUAACAGAGCCCUCUGCUGGGAUGCGUACUGCUAAAUGCAGGGUGGCGGUUUUAGACGAUUGUGUUUAGUGAAUCUUUCUACAAUGAGCAGGGACAUAUGAGGAAAAAAAAACCUUUGAUGGGCAGAAUGUGAUGAUAGCAAUAGUUUCCAAUAAAAGCAGCAAUUAGCCUCCUCGCGCUGGACCAUUAAAUUGCCUGUCUCAGUGUUUUAAGACCGUCUUUAGUCAGUCGUGGUAAGAAAAUAUAACUUCAGUGUGAAAAUAGUGUAAUUAGGGGGGCUAUUAUCUUUUUUCCUACACUCACGUUGCACCGCAUCGUUGAACUUAAUUGUGCCGGGAGGAAAGCAAAAGAGAGCCACAGUUUGCAAAAACUCAGAGUCGAGGCUUCAACUUGAAACGAUUAGAUUACAGGCGCUAUUUUAAAUCAACAUGACCAGAAAAGGCACAUUAAAUGAAUCUUCAUGGCUUAUAUUAAUGACCCAUGGAAUUAUAUAAAUGUUACUGAUGUAGAUUUUUUUUCAUUAUUAUUAUUAUUAUUUAUCCUUUUUGUGUUUGUGUGGACCUGUCACCAUUUCAGAGAAUCUUGAAUGCUUUACUAGUUGGAAAUCUGGACAGACAGAAAUUAGUUAUGAGGCAUUACAUACACAGUUUGUAGACAGUAUUCUCCAUCCCAUUUUACACAGCUUGAAACCUGUGUAUUUGUGUAUUCUUUCUGAUCGUCCGAAGGAGCAUCAGUGUAGGAGUUACAUGCUAAAAUCUACAAAUGCAGAGUUUGGUGAUAUCUUGGAGCACCUUUCACCUGGUGUGUGUGAGCUGAGCUGCAUCGCUGGUCAAAAAUGACAUUUGCUGUAUUUAAAAAGAAAUCAGUGGUUGCUGUUGCAUCAAAAAGCUCUGAAGCUACAAUUUUCCAGGAGCAAAGAAAUUAGGCCUGGGUUUAAACUUAACCAUGGGGGGGUUCGAUUAUUAGCCAGUGGGCUUUGGUCUGAAGGUGGCAUCAGUUUUAUCAGUAAUCCUUCAAGCUCAAGUUAAAUUGCAGACGUCACAAACUAUAGAUAUGAAUGAAUUGUGUCUGUCGUCUGCUGGACGGUGGCACAGUAAUUGCUCUCCCUGAAAGGGAAUUUAUUUAUUUAAAGAUGGUGAGAUAACGUCUGCCUAACAUGGGCUCUUCCUCUGUUGUGAUAGUAUGGAUGACUUCAUUCUGUGACAUAGUUCGUGGGGCUAAAAGAGAUCACUCUUGCUUUCUGUCAGUUCUGUGCCAACACAUUUUGCGAUUUAUUUGGUUGUUGGGUUAGGGUUAUGUUGUAAACAUUCAGUAUGUACUCUGUACGUAUGUAAAAGGAAGGGAGAGAUUGCAGUUAACAUGAUAAGAUGAAUAUAUGAUAGAGGAAAAAUGGAGUAGAGAAUAAGAGUCUGUUUCUGUGUACUGUUGUUUUGAUUUUAUCUGCUUUGAUUAAACUAUUAUCACCUGGCUGCAAACAUCUGGCCCGGUGUCGAGUGUCCCAGCACAUUCUGCA
Acanthopagrus latus (yellowfin seabream) is the source of this 5022-nucleotide messenger RNA. Its product is annotated as transmembrane protein 65-like. Gene Ontology annotation, cellular component: mitochondrion. The record is from RefSeq and is a predicted model, not a curated record. Gene Ontology annotation, biological process: regulation of cardiac conduction; cardiac ventricle development. The transcript has 8 exons. Lineage: Eukaryota; Metazoa; Chordata; Actinopteri; Spariformes; Sparidae. Bases 414 to 1193 code for a protein of 259 amino acids.